GCGCGGGGCGGGGCCGCGGGGCUGCAGCGUCACAUGACGGAGCGGCGCUCGCGGGGUGGUGCUGGUGGUGGAGGCUUGUAGCGGUCGCGGCGUGAUCAUGCCAACAACACAGCAGUCUCCUCAAGAUGAGCAGGAAAAACUCCUGGAUGAAGCCAUCCAGGCUGUGAAGGUGCAGUCUUUCCAGAUGAAGCGAUGUUUGGACAAAAACAAACUCAUGGAUGCUCUGAAACAUGCCUCCAAUAUGCUUGGGGAGCUGCGGACUUCUAUGUUGUCUCCAAAGAGCUAUUAUGAACUUUAUAUGGCUAUUUCUGAUGAACUGCACUACCUGGAAGUGUACCUGACGGAUGAGUUUGCCAAGGGGAGGAAGGUGGCUGAUCUUUAUGAACUAGUCCAGUAUGCUGGUAAUAUUAUCCCAAGACUCUAUCUUCUGAUAACAGUUGGUGUUGUUUAUGUCAAGUCCUUUCCUCAGUCCAGGAAAGAUAUUCUGAAAGAUCUGGUGGAAAUGUGCCGUGGUGUACAGCAUCCUUUAAGAGGCCUGUUUCUUCGAAACUAUCUCCUUCAGUGUACCAGGAAUAUCCUGCCAGAUGAAGGCGAGCAGACAGAUGAAGAAACCACUGGGGACAUCAGUGAUUCAAUGGAUUUUGUGCUGCUGAACUUUGCUGAAAUGAACAAGCUCUGGGUGCGAAUGCAACACCAAGGACACAGUCGAGAUAGGGAGAAGAGAGAGCGGGAAAGGCAGGAACUUAGAAUCCUAGUGGGAACAAAUCUGGUUCGCCUUAGUCAGCUGGAAGGUGUUAAUGUGGAACGAUAUAAACAAAUUGUUUUGCCAGGGAUAUUGGAGCAAGUGGUAAACUGCAGGGAUGCUCUAGCUCAGGAGUAUCUCAUGGAGUGCAUUAUACAGGUUUUCCCGGAUGAAUUUCAUCUCCAGACCCUGAACCCUUUCCUCCGAGCCUGUGCUGAGUUGCACCAAAAUGUGAAUGUGAAAAACAUAAUCAUUGCUUUAAUUGACAGACUAGCUUUAUUUGCACACCGUGAAGAUGGCCCAGGGAUCCCAGCAGAUAUUAAGCUUUUUGACAUCUUUUCACAGCAGGUGGCUACUGUUAUACAGUCUAGACAGGAUAUGCCUUCAGAGGAUGUAGUGUCGUUGCAAGUAUCCCUUAUUAACUUGGCUAUGAAAUGCUAUCCGGAUCGUGUUGACUAUGUUGACAAAGUGUUGGAGACAACUGUGGAAAUCUUUAACAAACUUAAUCUAGAACAUAUUGCAACAAGCAGUGCUGUUUCAAAGGAGCUAACUAGACUUUUGAAGAUCCCAGUUGAUACCUAUAAUAAUAUCCUCACAGUGCUGAAAUUAAAACAUUUCCAUCCACUCUUUGAAUACUUUGACUAUGAGUCCAGAAAGAGCAUGAGUUGUUACGUGCUUAGCAAUGUACUGGAUUAUAACACUGAAAUUGUCUCUCAAGAGCAGGUUGAUGCGAUCAUGAAUCUGGUAUCAACGUUGAUCCAGGACCAACCAGAUCAGCCUGCUGAAGACCCUGAUCCUGAGGACUUUGCAGAUGAGCAGAGCCUUGUGGGAAGAUUUAUUCACCUUCUGCGUUCAGAUGACCCAGAUCAGCAGUACUUGAUCUUGAACACAGCCAGGAAACACUUUGGCGCAGGUGGGAACCAGCGUAUUCGUUUUACAUUACCACCUCUGGUCUUUGCUGCGUACCAGCUUGCGUUUCGCUACAAGGAGAAUUCCAAAGUGGAUGACAAAUGGGAAAAGAAAUGCCAGAAGAUCUUCUCAUUUGCCCAUCAGACCAUCAGUGCUUUGAUCAAAGCAGAAUUGGCAGAGUUGCCUCUCCGGCUAUUUCUACAGGGAGCACUGGCUGCUGGAGAAAUUGGUUUUGAAAAUCAUGAAACAGUGGCCUAUGAAUUUAUGUCCCAGGCGUUCUCUCUGUAUGAAGAUGAAAUCAGUGAUUCAAAAGCACAGCUGGCUGCAAUCACCUUGAUAAUUGGAACAUUUGAGAGGAUGAAGUGCUUCAGUGAGGAGAACCAUGAGCCUCUGAGGACUCAGUGUGCACUGGCGGCUUCAAAGCUGCUUAAGAAACCAGACCAGUGCCGGGCUGUUAGCACUUGUGCACAUCUGUUUUGGUCUGGUCGCAACACUGACAAGAACGGAGAGGAGCUUCAUGGAGGAAAGAGAGUAAUGGAGUGCUUGAAAAAGGCUCUGAAAAUAGCAAAUCAGUGCAUGGAUCCUUCACUUCAAGUUCAGCUUUUUAUAGAAAUUCUGAACAGAUAUAUCUAUUUUUAUGAAAAGGAAAAUGAAGCGGUGACAAUUCAAGUUUUGAAUCAACUCAUACAAAAGAUACGAGAAGACCUGCCAAAUCUUGAAUCUACUGAAGAAACGGAACAGAUUAACAAACACUUUCACAACACACUGGAGCACUUGCGUUUGAGGAGGGAAUCACCAGAAUCAGAAGGUCCAAUUUAUGAAGGUCUUAUCUUUUAAAGAAGGCAUGUGCUGUACUUGUUUUUGUCUUCAUUUACACACAGUAUGUUUUUUAUUACUAUUAGAUUUCGUAGAUGGUGCCUUUUGGAAAUGCCAUGUUAGGUUCCCAUUCAUUUCAUGUGUGUUCAGUCCAGCACUUGCAGACACUUGCAUUCACUACUUAAAUUUAAAAGGUAUUCAGAUUGGAUCAGCAACUGCAGAUUUACUCAUAAAAAUAUCAUGACUGAAUCUUUCUUUAAAAUUCAUGUAACAUGUUACAACUUUUUCCCAGUUUUCUAAUCUGUUUUUCUUUUCUUUCUGUUUCACUGUUGCUUCUGUACCACUAUGGAGUUCUAACCAGGCAGUGACUAUCCAUCUCAAAUGUAUCUGAUUUUUACAGAGCAUCUGAUUUUGGGGGAUAUUGUAUGUUGGUUUCUGCUUGAACUGUUCUUUUAAUGCAAGUUAAGGCUAAGUGUAAUAUUUUUCCUUAAACUAGAAUAUAUUAAUGCAUGUUUGGAGAGUUUUGAAGCACCAUGUUCAAAAACAGAAGUUUAUAUUUUGCAUAUGAAGGCUCUGUGACACUCAGUGAGGGCCAGUACUGUGCACAGGGCAUAUUUAUCAAGGUAAUUUUGUUCCAAAUAGUAUAAAAAAUAGAGAAAUUGUGCUCUAUAUAGUAUAUGUAUAACCUUCAUUAUUGUAAAUUUAGGGGAAAAUGCAUUACACAAGUUAAUUCAGUAUCAUGAUUUUGCACCAGUGAAACAAUAAAGUUGCUAUUAACAGCU
Gavialis gangeticus (Gharial) is the source of this 3249-nucleotide messenger RNA. RefSeq names its product VPS35, retromer complex component (gene VPS35). The transcript is spliced from 17 exons. Gene Ontology annotation, cellular component: late endosome; retromer complex; retromer, cargo-selective complex. The coding region runs from base 98 to 2488 and encodes 796 amino acids. Gene Ontology annotation, biological process: retrograde transport, endosome to Golgi; intracellular protein transport. The record is from RefSeq and is a predicted model, not a curated record. Lineage: Eukaryota; Metazoa; Chordata; Crocodylia; Gavialidae.